Molecule: messenger RNA, 656 nt
Organism: Lucilia cuprina (Australian sheep blowfly)
Lineage: Eukaryota; Metazoa; Arthropoda; Insecta; Diptera; Calliphoridae
Exons: 1
Coding region: 94-588 (164 amino acids)
Source: RefSeq, a predicted model, not a curated record
UCUUUUAAAUUUUUGAAAUAAAUCUUUUGUCAAAAGAAACAAAUUUUUGUGCAAAAUUUUGCUUUAAUUACCAAUUAAACAAAUUAAAAAAUUAUGACCGGCAUUUGGGAUAAAAUUUGUGAUGUAUUUAGUAAUUUAGUUAAACCUACCCGUCGCAAGACACGCGUAACUUUCAGUCCCAGUACACUGCAACGUGAACUAGAGCGUCAUACGAAAUUAGCAGCAACUCCAAAUCCAUUUUUUAAUUUUUUAGCAGAAUUACGUUUAAAAUGUAAAGAGAAUGACGACUAUAAUAAUCGUUCCUUAAAUCAACGAGAAGUGGUUAAAAUAAGUAAAAGAGCUGGUUUGCUUUGGAAAUCUAUGAGUGAAGAGGAAAAACAACCCUAUCGUAAAAUGGCUAUGGAGCAGAGAAAGUUAAAACGUCUAAGACAUAGGCGACGCUCGCCAUGGACGAGCAGUAGUAGAAGACGUCGUAAAAAGAGUAAAAGUUUAACGAACAUACCAUUGAGGAGGCCAGAAAUUAUCGGCGAUAGUAUUUUGAAUAAUAAUAAUCAUCGUCAGUUUUUGGGGACGCAAGUUUCGCAUUAAAAGAAAAUGUAUUUAUAGUUGGUGUAAAAUAAAGAUUGUGAAAUAAAUAAUUCUUCGCUGAAAAAGGA